Messenger RNA from Benincasa hispida (wax gourd), 1955 nucleotides. RefSeq names its product CBL-interacting protein kinase 20 (gene CIPK20). Gene Ontology annotation, biological process: signal transduction; protein phosphorylation. Gene Ontology annotation, molecular function: ATP binding; protein serine/threonine kinase activity. NCBI's taxonomy places the organism in Eukaryota, Viridiplantae, Streptophyta, Magnoliopsida, Cucurbitales, Cucurbitaceae. The record is from RefSeq and is a predicted model, not a curated record.
AUUUUCAAUUCAAUAGCAUCUCUAAAUCAUAUCCAUAAUAUUAUUGCAUUAACCCAACUUUGAAAUCCCACUUUUAGGCAAAUCCUAAAUUUACUAAGUCAUCUUCCGGUAUUUCUGUUCCCCCUCCCAAUUCUCAGCCACAAGAAUAACUCCAAAUCGCUCUCUUUCUCACACCAAAUUCUUCUCCUAAAAUUCUUCCCUUUUUCUCACUUUCUCCCCCCAUACAACUCCUCAACCCUGCCUCUUCAGGCACGGUUGAGUUUUCUCUGUUUCUCUCUGUUUUUCCCCUGUUUCUCUUUUUCUCCUUAACAAUGGAGAAAAAGGGUACUAUUUUAAUGCAAAGGUACGAACUUGGGAGAAUGCUUGGACAAGGCACUUUUGCAAAAGUCUACCAUGCUCGUAAUCUCAGGUCUGGCCAGAGCGUGGCCAUUAAAAUCAUUGACAAAGAGAAAGUUCUACGUGUUGGGUUGAUCGACCAAAUCAAAAGGGAAAUCUCUGUCAUGCGCCUUGUUCGCCAUCCCAAUGUGGUGCAGCUUUAUGAGGUUAUGGCUAGUAAGACCAAGAUCUAUUUUGCUAUGGAGUAUGUCAAAGGUGGGGAGCUUUUCAAUAAAGUGGUUAAAGGAAAGCUUAAAGAAGAUGCUGCUCGUAAGUACUUUCAACAGCUUAUUGGUGCUGUUGAUUAUUGUCAUAGCCGUGGUGUGUAUCAUAGAGAUAUCAAGCCUGAAAAUCUCCUUCUUGAUGAGUUUGGGAAUCUCAAGAUUUCGGAUUUUGGGUUGAGUGCUUUGGCUGAAUCUAGGAGACAAGAUGGCCUUCUUCAUACAACUUGUGGUACUCCCGCUUAUGUUGCCCCUGAAGUCAUCAACAAGAAAGGUUAUGAUGGUGCUAAAGCUGAUAUUUGGUCAUCUGGGGUUGUCCUGUUUGUUCUUCUUGCUGGUUAUCUCCCUUUCCACGAUCCAAAUCUAAUGGAAUUGUACAGAAAAAUCUCAAGAGGAGAAUUCAAAUGCCCUCAAUGGUUUCCCCCAGAAGUUCGGAAACUGCUAUCAAGAAUCCUGGAUCCAAGUCCUCACACCAGAAUAAACAUGGCCAAACUCAUGGAAAAUUCCUGGUUCAAGAAGGGUUUCAAAGCAAAUGUAACAACUCCAAAACAACUUCAAAUAAACCAAGACGUGUCGUAUAUGAGCGAAAUUCAUUCUGCUUUCGACGACGUUAGUUCAGAAGAAGGAAGCUCUAUUAGUAACACAGAUGAGAGUGGAAAGCCACCAACACCAGCUAGAACCCCAAUGAGACAUAAUUCCUUCAAUGCAUUUGACAUCAUAUCUCUCUCACCAGGUUUUGAUCUCUCAGGUUUGUUUGAGAGUGACGUGAAUGAGAGGCCGCAAACACGUUUCACAACAACGAAACCGGCUUCGGCGAUCGUGUCGAAGUUCGAAGAAAUAGCCGAAAUGGAAAGGUUCAAGGUGAUGAAGAAAGAUGGGAUUGUGAAACUACAAGGGAGUAAACAGGGGAGGAAAGGACAAUUGACUAUUGAUGCUGAGAUAUUUGAAGUAACACCUUCUUUUUUUGUGGUGGAAGUGAAGAAAACUGCUGGAGACACAUUGGAAUAUAGGCAAUUUUACAACAAAGACAUGAGACCUUGCCUCAAGGAUAUUGUAUGGACUUGGGAAGGAAAUGAGCAGCAGCAGCAGCAACAACAACCACAAUCACAAACUGUUUAGUUCUUUAUUUUAGAAAUUAAUAUUAGAAAGAAGAAGCUGUCGUUCUUCUUAAUCUUUAUCUUUGUCACCUUUUUUUCUUUUGUUUCUCUACUCCCUAUAUUGAUUGAAUGUGUAAUCAUUCUGAGUUCAUUAAGCUCUUCCUUUUAUUGUUCAACUUCAUCAUACGCUUUGGAAUGUAAAUCCAACGAUGGAGGUUUUGAUUGUUUUUAAAGCAAAGAAACCAAAAAAAAAAAAAAAAAA